AUGUUUCUCGAAAAUCUUGAAAACUUUUAGAAUGAAGAUUUUCUAGAAUAUUUCUAAAAAUUAGAAAAUUGCGCUAUAAUUGGAAACAAAGAGCUCAAAAAUAUUUUCAAUAAAAGUUUAUGCAUUCGCUAUAAGGAUGAUGUCGAGAUCCAAAAUCUUAUUCACAAUUAAGUAAAUAAUAAUCAGGACUAAAUUCAAAAUCAAAUUCAGGAGGAAAAAAUAAGCAAUCUUGAAAGAGAUAAUAAGUAAUUAAGAGAGGAACUUUAAAAUAAAGACUUUGAGAUUUAAUUGCUUAAUGAUAGAAUCAAAAAUCUUGAACAAGAAAAAUUGAAUUAAAACAUGAAAAUUGGUACUGGUUUAAAUAGAAAUUCCAUCGAUGGUACUAACUCGUCAAAAUAAAGCUGCAAUAUUGAGAAUAAAUAUGAGUAAAUAAAAGAAAAGUAUUAAAAAAAGUUAGAAGGUAAAAAGAAUAAAAUUAAGGAACUCUAGCAAGAAAUUUCGGAUUAAAAGAUAGUAAUCCAGAACAUGCUGUUUGGGGAUAUUUUUCUUAAUACGCCAAGGAAAUAAACAACAUCUCAUAAUGAUCCUUAGGAGAAAUUUAAUUUUGGCGUUCCAUCAAAUAUUUAAGUUAUAUAAGAGAACUAGAAAAAUAAAAAUUUGAAAUUUAAAAGAGAAGUAGAUAUAAACGAUAUUGAUGAAACUAAGGAGAAGAAUUUUGACUUUAUAAAGUAAUCCUUGCCUUAAAAACAUUAAGAAUAAGUAUAGAAACUUUAGUCUGUUUUGAGUAGUCAAGAAAGUCUCAACUUUUUUGAAAGAAUAAAGAUAGAGUCAAUAAGUAAUUCAAAUCUAGAGUAGCUUGUAGAAGGAAAAAUUGGAAGCUAUAACAUUAAAGAUUUAACGAAUAACCCUUCAAUACAAGAGUACUUAAUUAAAGAGUCUGAGACUAUAAACUCAAUAGAGUUAGAUGAUGAGUUAUUUGCUAGAUAAUUAUAAGAAGAAGAAGAAAGAGAAUUAGAGAAUAAACUAAAAUAAAAAGCAUAAAAUAAAAUUCGAUUCUCGUUAAUGAAGACCAAAUAAAGAUCAGAGAUAUGA
Stylonychia lemnae is the source of this 1092-nucleotide messenger RNA. NCBI's taxonomy places the organism in Eukaryota, Ciliophora, Spirotrichea, Sporadotrichida, Oxytrichidae. The record is from the annotation of a GenBank genome assembly.